CUAGUCUCGUGCGCGCGUGUGUGUGCAUCCGUAGCCUCCACUCCACCAUUCCUGCAGGAUCUCGGGUCUGGCACGGGGGAUCCGAAGUGUCAAAAUGGGGGAAAUUCGGCAGCCAGUGCAGGCUUUCCUUUGGUGCAUGUCUGUCAUCUACAUGUUUGCCUUUGCUUCCCUAUACGUGCAGAUACCAGGUCUCUAUGGCAACGACGGCUUGCUGCCCGCGCGCUGGAUGCUGCGCUACACGGGCAAAGGAUUCUGGGAGCAGCUGCGAGAUUCUCCCACGCUCCUGUGGCUGGGACCUAAACUGGGCCUGGACACCCAACAGGGAAUGGAGCUGAUAGCUCUCAUAGGUACUGUGCUCAGCCUUCUGUCAACACUGACACACAGGCUACGAGACUGUCGGCUCUACCUCUGCUUGUGGAUACUGUACCUAUCUCUUUAUCAGGUGGGCCAAGUGUUCCUGUAUUUCCAAUGGGACAACCUGCUGCUGGAGACGGGCUUCCUGUGUAUCCUGAUGGCCCCCAUCUACCUGCCUUGGGGGCGCUCGCGCGGCUGCUUUCAUGACGGGGUCACCCUCUGGCUGGCCCGCUGGCUGCUCUUCAGACUCAUGUUCGCCUCCGGGGUGGUCAAGCUCACCAGCCGAUGCCCCACAUGGUGGGGACUCACAGCGUUGACGUAUCACUAUGAGACCCAGUGCAUCCCCACUCCGCUGGCCUGGUUUGCCCACCAGCUGCCAGUGUGGUGGCAGAAGCUGAGCGUGGUGGGAACCUUCCUGAUCGAGAUCCCCGUACCCUUCCUCUUCUUCAGCCCCAUACGCAGACACCGCCUCACCGCCUUCUACAUGCAGGUGAUAUUGCAGGUGCUGAUUAUUCUGUCUGGUAACUACAACUUCUUCAACCUACUGACCGUCAUGCUGUGCCUCUCUCUACUGGACGAUGAACACAUCAACUUCCUCCUGCGCAGGCCAGCUCAGGACACACACAAACCACAGAAAGGCACUCUCAGGAGAGCGUGGUCAUGGGGCUGUGUGUGCCUGGAGCUGACGGUGUACAUCCUGCUGGUCUACUGGACCUGUCUUCACUUCAGCCUGCAGGUGGACUGGGAGAAGAAGGAGGUCUUGUCCAAGACUGCCUUCACGUAUCACCAGUUCAUGGCUAUGCUGAAGGACAUGAUGCUGCCCAGUAUCUGGAUCGGAGUGCUGUCCCUCACCUGGGAGAUCCUCAGAGCCAUGUUCAAGGCUGCGUGUAUGAGGGGCAUCCUGCUGCGGCUCUGGAGCACCACCCAGUGGGGAGUCAUGGCAGCUGCAGCUGUUGGCGUGUUUGCCAUCAGCCUGGUGCCCUUCACGUUCCUGGACUACGAGGCCAACAAUGCGCUGUGGCCGGGCGUGAGGCGGGCGUUUGAGGUGACGGACCGCUACCAGCUGGCCAACUCCUACGGCCUCUUCCGCAGGAUGACCGGCGUCGGGGGCCGCCCAGAGGUCGUCAUCGAGGGCAGCUACGACCGCAACACAUGGACGGAGAUUGAGUUCAUGUAUAAGCCAGGCAACACUAGUGCGUCUCCGGCCUUCGUGACGCCCCACCAGCCCCGGCUGGACUGGCAGAUGUGGUUCGCCGCCCUGGGCCCCUACAACCAGAGCCCCUGGUUCACCAGCCUCGUCUACAGACUACUGCAGGGCAAGAAGGAUGUGAUCCGUCUGAUCCAGAGUGAUGAGUCCAAGUACCCGUUUAAGGACAAGCCCCCCACCUACCUGAGAGCUCUCCGUUACAAGUACUGGUUCACCGAGCCCAAGGAGGACGGGUCGUACCCCGAGCGCUGGUGGAGGAGGGUGUAUGCAGAGGAGUUCUACCCCAUAGUGCAGAUGGGAGACCAUUUCCUGGAGAACAUGCUGAGUCAACAUGGCCUUAAGGACAAGGCCCCAGCGCGCCGCUCCUCUAAGGCCCUGCUCCCCCAGGUCCUGGCAGGUGUGCGGGAGAGCGUGUGUGCGCUGCCGGGACCCGUCUUCGUCUGGUCUCUGGCCGUCGCCGUGGCUGGAGCGUGUCUGCUCAAACACCUGCUGUCACACAAGCGCACACACUCCCACACACACUCAACACAGCCACAGGAGAACAGCAGACAGCCUCCACCAGCACACACGCAGGAGGAACAGGUGGAGGAAGAGGAGGAGAGCGAGGAAGGAGAGAGUGAUGAAGAGGAGGAUGAGGAGGCAGAGCGAGAUUUAAAAGGAGGAGGGGAUAGAAAAGAAGAGGAGAGGGAAAAAGAUGAGCAAGAGGAAAGCAAGCUGGAAAAAGAGGAGGAUGAAAGACAGGAGGUGGUGGAGGAGAAGAAUGCUGAUACUGCUGCUGAUGAUGAGGAUGAGCUGAGCAAUGCAGAGGAAGUCAAAGAAGAAGAAGAAGAGGAGGAGGAGGAGAAGGAAGAACAGGAAGAGGAGGGGCUUCAUAAGGAGGGACAGGAAGUCAACGGUGAUGACUCAUUAAGGAAGGGGAAAUAGGUCUGACAUAGAGAUGGAACGUUAGACUGGAGGUGACCCCGUCCCCUCUUUUCAUGGCAAUCCUGGCAGCCAUAACUUAAGGGUAGAUCUGAGUAAUGUUAUUGAAUGGAGAAGGGGGCUCUCCUCUGUCAAAAAAUGGCUGAAGAUUGUGAAAAUUUCACAAUAGAAGUUGAAGAGUGCUCCUAAAUAUCUACCAAACUGAUAUGAAUUGAUUUUAAAAUGUAUUUUGUUGACUCGUAUGAUUUAAGUAGAUAUUUAUCUUGACAAUUCAAAUCUGGUCCUUGCUUAAUCUGUCACUUCAUAUUCACACAGCUUUAGUCUAUUUAGAUUAGGGCGUGUUCUCCAUUGAUUUGCAUUGACUUGCAUAAAGUUACUCUACUCUUGACUGACAGCUGCUCUUGCCGUUUUCCAGUGGUGUUGCAGUUUGCCGUGUCACCUCUAGUCUCAUGUUCAACCGCUACGGAUUCUCACCUAUGAUGCCACUUCAUUUCCUUACGGAGUGCUUUUGCUGCCUGUCUUAUUUACACAUACACACGCAGACACACACACACACACACACACACAGACACACAUUCAAUACGUACACACACAUGCACUCACACUUCUGGAACAAUGAUGGUUUUGCUCUUCAUCGACGCUGCACCGUGUAUCCAUAAACAUGUGCCCACCUUUUGCAAACUUUACACGCACACACACGCAUACACACAUACACACACAGCAACACGCGUGCAUUCCUAUUGAACUUCUAUACCUCCUAUGCUAUCCUGUCUCAACUUCGCAGGUGGCUUUUUUUCACAGGCUUCGUUGACCAGUCACUGUUACUUCUUAUUUAUGGAUGUUUUGUCGUUUAUGUUUUUGUAUGUAUGUUUAUUUUUGUGUGUGUUUGUUAGUGUAAGUUGAAUGUGUUCCCGCUACAGCCUUUAAUCUUAACGCUUUCACACAACCUUGACUUUAGAACUUUGCUCUUGUUUGUUUUUUGCCCCAUGUUUUUUUGUUCUUUUGCAUGUGUGUGUGAGAGAGUGUGGGAGAGAGAGAGUUUGUGUGAGUGUCUGCAUUGGUCUAUUUGCCAAGCUUAUAGAUAAAGAAAAGAAACAUUUUUUGUGACGUUUUUUCAAGAUUUAUAAUAAAAGACAAUCAUCACGGUGA
Molecule: messenger RNA, 3631 nt
Organism: Engraulis encrasicolus (European anchovy)
Lineage: Eukaryota; Metazoa; Chordata; Actinopteri; Clupeiformes; Engraulidae
Gene: lmf2a
Product: lipase maturation factor 2a
Exons: 14
Coding region: 95-2485 (796 amino acids)
Biological process (GO): protein maturation
Cellular component (GO): endoplasmic reticulum membrane
Source: RefSeq, a predicted model, not a curated record